This is a messenger RNA of Urocitellus parryii (Arctic ground squirrel), 1376 nucleotides long. It is a transcript of the gene Slc39a1, whose product is annotated as solute carrier family 39 member 1. The record is from RefSeq and is a predicted model, not a curated record. Gene Ontology annotation, molecular function: zinc ion transmembrane transporter activity. Gene Ontology annotation, biological process: zinc ion transmembrane transport. Lineage: Eukaryota; Metazoa; Chordata; Mammalia; Rodentia; Sciuridae. Gene Ontology annotation, cellular component: plasma membrane.
AGGAGGGGGCGGGAAUUCCCGACGCGAGGCCGGAACCGAGUGUACACCAUGUCGUGAGACCCCCGCGAGGUCUGAGAGUCAUUGGAACUAUCACAACCACCAUGGGGCCCUGGGGAGAGCCAGAGCUCCUGGUGUGGCGCCCAGAGGCAGUGGCUUCGGAGCCCUCGGUGCCUGUGGGGCUAGAGGUGAAGUUGGGGGCCCUGGUGCUGCUGCUGGUGCUCACCCUCCUCUGCAGUCUGGUACCUAUCUGUGUGCUGCGCAGGCCGGGAGCUAACCAUGAAACCUCUGCUUCACGCCAGAAAGUCCUGAGUCUAGUAAGCUGCUUCGCAGGAGGUGUAUUCUUGGCCACCUGUCUCCUGGACCUGUUGCCUGACUACCUAGCUGCCAUAGAUGAGGCACUGGCGGCACUGCAUGUGACGCUCCAAUUUCCYCUGCAAGAGUUCAUCCUGGCCAUGGGCUUCUUCCUAGUCCUGGUGAUGGAGCAGAUCACGCUGGCUUACAAGGAGCAGUCAGGGCCACCACAUCGGGAGGAGACAAGAGCUCUGCUGGGAACAGUGAAUGGUGGGCCCCAGCAUUGGCAUGAUGGGCCAGGGGUUCCACAGGCUAGUGGAGCCCUGGCAGCCCCCUCAGCCCUGCGUGCCUGUGUGCUGGUCUUUUCCCUGGCUCUGCACUCAGUUUUUGAGGGGCUGGCAGUGGGGCUGCAGAGAGACCGGGUUCGGGCCAUGGAACUGUGCCUGGCUCUGCUGCUCCACAAGGGUAUCCUGGCAGUCAGCCUGUCCCUGCGGCUGCUGCAGAGCCACCUACGAGUGCAGGUGGUGGUUGGCUGUGGAAUUCUCUUCUCAUGCAUGACACCUCUGGGCAUUGGGCUGGGUGCAGCUCUGGCAGAGUCUGCUGGGCCUCUGCACCAGCUGGCUCAGUCUGUGCUGGAGGGUAUGGCGGCUGGCACCUUCCUCUAUAUCACCUUCCUGGAAAUCCUGCCCCAGGAGCUGGCCACUUCUGAGCAGAGAAUCCUCAAGGUCAUUCUGCUCCUAGCAGGCUUUGCUCUUCUCACUGGUCUGCUCUUUGUCCAAAUCUAGGGGACUUCAAGAAAGGGGCAGGGGAAGUUAACUACCAGGUGCCCUUGUCUUCCCUCCUCUCCCCUGGUGUGUAAGGAAUAGGAAGGAAUGGGGACAGGAGGUAUUGAGGACCAAAGAGUUCUCUGGAAGGUAGGGAUGUAGCCUUUGGAACUAUGACUAAUGAGAGGGAAGUGGGCAGAGAAGAGGCUGGCCUAAGGAACAUGAUAUGGCCAAGUCACCAGAGAUAUGAUCAGGGGAUAUUAGGAUUGGGACAGACCCUGAUUGCUAGAUCAGAAGUCUGACACUACAAAUAGGGAUAAG